Molecule: messenger RNA, 276 nt
Organism: Trichophyton verrucosum HKI 0517
Lineage: Eukaryota; Fungi; Ascomycota; Eurotiomycetes; Onygenales; Arthrodermataceae
Exons: 2
Coding region: 1-276 (91 amino acids)
Source: RefSeq, a predicted model, not a curated record
AUGGUUGAGAAGAUGGUGAGGAUGGAGGUUGGAGGUUGGAGGUUGGAGGUUGAAGGAGAGGAGGAAGAGGAGGAGGAAGAGAAAAGGGAAGACGGCGAGAAGAGGCAGAAUAACGAAGUCAGCAAGGAAGGUAAGAAAAAAAAAGAGCGCAAGGGCAAAGGAAAAAAAAAGGCGCGAAAAAAGGCAAAAAAGCGAAAAAAGCGGAAAAAAAGGCGAGCGUCAGGUGAGCAAGAAGAAAAGGAAGAAAAGGAAGGGAAAAGUCAACCUUUUUCCUGA